GGAGGGGGUGUUGGUCCUGGAGAGCAUGGCCGCAGGAGCCGCAGCGCCGCUGACUCGCUUCGCUCCCUCCGGAUUGAUAACACCGCUUCUCGUGCGCUCUCGGCUUGUGCGGCGCGUUUCACCCGGAGGCUGCGAGCGUCCACGCGCGCCGGAGAGCUCCGCUUCAGUCGCGCGCGCUGUCGUUGUUGUCGUCCCGCUGGUCAGAACCGCUCGGGCUGCCGCGGGUCGAGCCGCAGCUGAAGCCGCUGCUUGGAGUCCUGUUCUGGGCGUCUCUUGCUGAUUCACGCGGGGACAGGAGAAGAGAUCCCGUGGACCGUGGAUCCGCUGUCUUCAAUUGUGAGUCGCGGGAACGUUCAUUGAGCGGUCGCUAGAGUUCCACGCACAGAACUGCCUCCCGUCUGGAAAAUCCAAGGCGAGUUGGAGAAAGAGUUGGCUGAGCUGCGCGGAGUUGAGCAGGAGAUCGCUGGAGGCUGGAGAAGAAAUACUGUGGAUUUCAAGUGUUUGUUGCUUCUUGAAAUAGAACUUCAUUCGAUUUGACUGAGAAAAAGUGAACCACCUGACUGUUUAAAACCGCUGACUGAACAUAAACGGGAACUGAAACUCUAAUUGUUUCAAAGCAACAAAGUUAAAGAGGACGGGCGAACUCUCGCCUUCUUCCCGAACCUUUAACCCGAACCGGAGCGAACAUGCCGCAGGUGGAAAUGCACCUCCUCUUCCUCAUCCUUGUCAUCGGGAUGUGCGCGUACGGCCAGGACCCGGCUUCCAAGGUGGUGUCGGACCGAUACGCCGUCUACUGGAACCGCACCAACCCCAAGUUUUACCGGGGCGAUUACCACAUCGACGUCUGCAUCAACGACUACCUUGACGUGUACUGUCCGCACUACAUCGGCCCCGUGUCGGACGAGCGGGCCGAGCGCUACGUCCUCUACAUGGUGAACUACGACGGCUACAGCUCCUGCGACCACACUGCCAAGGGCUUCAAGCGCUGGGAGUGCAACCGGCCGCUGUCGCCCAACGGACCGCUCAAGUUCUCCGAGAAGUUCCAGCUCUUCACACCCUUCUCCUUGGGCUUCGAGUUUCGCCCCGGCAGAGAGUAUUAUUACAUUUCUUCGCUCACUGACAGCAAGGGGAGAAGGAGCUGCCUCCGGCUCAAAGUCUUCGUCAGGCCUCACAACAAUUGUGUGAAAAGCCCUGGGACUGUGCAGGAAGGGGUCGAGUUUGAGGACAACAGUCACAACUCUCUAGAACCGAGAGACGGUAUCGGCCACGAGUCCCCGGAGCCGUCGAGGAGGGACGUGAACGCGGCCGUCCGGCCCCAGAGCGCGGCGCUGCUGCUCAGCUCAGCUCUCAUCCUGCUGGCCGCCAUCCUGUCCUCAUAGCGCCCAACGUGAGGAUUCCCCCCCCCCCGGAACGGGACCGCCCUGCCCUGCAACCCCUCCCCUCAAGGAGCACUUUUUUAGACAAAAGACAAACACUGACAAUCUCUCUUAGUGGGCACAGAGAGAAAGAGACUUCAGCAGCGAGCGAAGCCUUGGUUGUUGCUUGACUUUGACAAAAGCCAACUAGUGUGAUUUUGGACUUUCCACUGGGUGCUGAUGGCCGAGGCACCCUGGGGCGUCUGUUCGCCUCGCUACCACUCACAGUAUGCAGAUAUUUCACAUUACUUUGUGUUAUAGACAAGCACAUGUACAUGCUUUUUAACAUAUACACCCCAUUAAACACAAACUGCACAAUCACUCGGCGAAGAAGCACAGCAGGAUCCCUCAAACGUUUACAGACUUUUAACAUGUUAACUUGUUUUGGUUUUUAUUCUGGAGCAUCAUGUAACCACUCCUCACAUCAUGUAACAUGAUUAAAUCAAAGAGGAUCCGGGAGUGACACAUCACAUGCAGGCCAACAAGAAGGAUGUUGUUGCUAGGACACUGUUGCCAAGGGCAAAUAUGGGUUCAGGACGGGCCUUUGAUGACUUAACCUGGAUCUUAGGUUAAAAAAGAUGUGUUGUUUCAGACUGUGGAGGACCCACUGGAGAGGAAAAGAAAAGUUAAAGAUGCACUCAUCUUCUAGUGGUUGGAUCGGGGUGAUUUAACGAUUAACAUUUUUGUUUUUACAAAUCGUGUAAUUCAAAAUAGCAGCCAACUCUGGUGUACAGUAAAAUAUUUGAAAGGAGCUUAGAUGUCGAUUUGGUAUUUUGCCAGGCAAAAUGUAUUUUCCUAUUUAUUGUGAAGUCCUUGUGCUUUUUUCUGUUCUGGAUUAGUCUGUAAGUACAGUAGUAAGGCAAUAAAAAACUAACACUUACCCCACACAUUAGUUCAUAUUUCACACUGUUCCUUUGACACAAUCAUACAAAAACACUGAGAGCGGUUCAUGUAUUGCUUAGCUUGAUUGUUGAUGAUGAGUAAUUGUUUUAUAAGAAAGUCCAGAAAAAAAAAUGUCUGAUGUGUUAUCAGGGUGUAGAACUAGUGGAGUAUUUGUGUUUCAGUUAUGUUAAAGGAAUGUCACAGAUGUAGGUUUACUAUUACACUAUUGCUUUUGUGGAUCACUGUCGUAACACGACUAUUGUAAAUAGAGGCGAAUGUCCUACAGAGUUCAGGGAUGUGUCCAUGCACAACAAUGAAUAAUUUGAAUUGUUUUAUCAGGACCUGGGCUGGGAUUACUUUUCUCUAAAUAAAGCAGCACAAGCUUCCUGUGGAUGCUUUCACUGAGACAGUGGCACAGUUGCAGAGCAGGUGCUGGUGGAGUGUGCAGGGUGGAGUCAAGGGUCGCGUGUGAUUCGAUUGCAUUCUUUGAUGGUGUGUAAAGUGGCGUCUGCACAGAAAAUGCACCGGGGGCACCCUCGUACCGGCUAUUUCUGGAAUGAAACAUCGACCACCAGUAGAGAUGGAAUAGACUGGGCUGAGACGAGGUGUCCUGUUCUCUCAGAGCCGAACUGAAACUCUAGCACCUGAGAAGGAACAGAGAGACAGAGGGAAGAGAGCGAGACGUGACGCUUCACGCUGCUCCUGCUGAGAUCAAUACUCCUCUUCCCCCCCCCCCCCCCCACCCACCCCUUUUUCAAAGCAGGAACAUGCUGUAAACAUAUCUUCUCCACUCAUCACUCUCAGCAGCACCGUUACCUUCACACGCAGCCACUGCCAAAAUAAACUGCAGCCCUCUUCAAACAGAAACUCGGUAGGACCUGCUCACAAAACCAUGCAGAGGUCACUCUGGGGUGAAGAAUAGACUGAAAUGAGAUUCAUCACUUUGGUAGAAAGUGUAGAAGGAGACUCAUGGUCAUGAUAAACUCAGAGUUAAAUGAAGACAAAAUAAUAUUAUUAUUAAUUCAUUAAUUAUUAAUAUUAUUUAUGGAGAAUAACGUUGAAAAUAUAGAACAAACAAGAAGAAAAUAGCAAAACAAUAUACAUCCAGGUUUGUCCCAUAUAGAAAUAAUGUCUUUUUUACAAUAUCAAUGCUAAUAAAAGAAUAAAAAUGUAAAUUUAAUAGAAAGUGAAAUUAUUAUGUAAUAAAUCAUGUUUUACUGAAAUAUCACAUGAAUAAAAAAAGUUUAAUAGCAGUAAAUAUCAUAAAAAUGUCAUAAGUUUAUUCUUUUAUUCAGAGCCGUAUCCUCCAAGUCUCAGAUAUUUAUUAUAUUUGACAGUGGAUUUAACCCUCGUAGUCAUAGAAGAGACUGUUCAUGAGACCGUCCAUCGUCAUAAACAGCACAGGAUUUAGAAAGGGCGACAGAUUGGAUUUUAAUGUAGUAUUAAACACUAUUCACCUUUCAUUUUAUAAUGGUAGAUAAAUUGGUUGUCAUUAUUGAUAAAAGUAAUCCUCCUCCUCAUCAUCGUGUUAUCUAAGCAAUUUGUUAGACUUUCAACAGAAUUCAAUACUUCUCAUUUUCCAACAUCUCAAGUCUACUGAACCAUGACUGAACCUGUAGCCAUGUCACAAUGAGACAAAGCAAGCAGUUUGUGGAUACUGUGUAUCCAACACGUUGUAACAGUGUUAGGUACUCCUCUUUUUUCACACCUCUUCUGAAGGGCAAUUUAACUGACAUUAAUGUUGUUAGUAAGGCAGAAGUCAAUGUUUGAUAUAAAAAUGCUUUAUUUCAUUUUUUAUGUCUUUUAUAUGAAACAGAAGAACAAACAGGUUCAAUAUUCUCCUCCUUUAUCUGUAAAUGUUUCUGUGUGAACAUGGCGCAUAUCAGACAUGUGUGGUCAGGUUAACAAUCAUGAAUCAAAAGGCCUGAAGAAAGAACAGACAACACUCCAAGAGCUGGACUUUUUUUUUCUCCCCUGCUUUUUUAAAAAUGAUUAACUCAAUUUUGUUCCUUGUGUUGUUGCAUCCAAAGGAUUUUCACAGUGCAGGAUGUUCUUUCCUUCUGCGUGUGCUUUUCUCGCUGAGCUUCACCUCCAGCUGUUUCCCAUCCGGGCGAAGGUAUCCGCGGCUACCAUCGCCAUGACAGCAAAUGUUGCAAGAUUCAGGAGAUGCGAUUGACUUUUCCAAGUGUAGCAGCGCGAUGUGUUUGUGGCAGCAUGGGAAAAUUUGAUUUUCCACCUCAAAUUGUACAUGUUUCAUGUUUUCUGAACAAGCUGAGCAUCGUGGAGGGAAAGUAAUGUGUUCUAUGGAUUACUUCUGCACCUGAGUUUAGUACAGUACUAUGUAGCCUGAAGCUAACACCACUGUGUCAAUGGUUUGCAAUGUCUGUAUCUAAAAAGGAUGUGCACUUUUGUCAGCACGUCUAUUGGGAACUUCGACAAAACUGCACAUCUUUUCAUUGUAGUAACUGUACCUUGUGCCUAUAUGAGCCCCAUCCUCAUCUGUACUCAUCUGAACUACGCUCUUUCCUGCUCAGUCUCUCACCACAAUUUUCUACAAAAAGACAAUUUCUUUGUAAAUACACGUGUUGGAGCAGCUCUGACUAACUAAAACAACAAAAAAAAAAGGAUUUAAUAAAUACUUCUUUGUCGUUGUAA
This is a messenger RNA of Betta splendens (Siamese fighting fish), 4952 nucleotides long. RefSeq names its product ephrin-A5-like. The record is from RefSeq and is a predicted model, not a curated record. Gene Ontology annotation, molecular function: ephrin receptor binding. The transcript is spliced from 5 exons. Gene Ontology annotation, cellular component: external side of plasma membrane; plasma membrane. The coding region runs from base 687 to 1379 and encodes 230 amino acids. Lineage: Eukaryota; Metazoa; Chordata; Actinopteri; Anabantiformes; Osphronemidae. Gene Ontology annotation, biological process: regulation of actin cytoskeleton organization; regulation of cell-cell adhesion; ephrin receptor signaling pathway.